AUGUCCAAAUAUCUCCUCCACGCAUUCCUCCUCCUAACGCCUUUCCUCCCCUUCAACCAUGCCCUCACUCUCCCUCUUCACUCCGGUGCUACCUGCGAGAAGUCUCUCCUCCAAACGGCUUCAACCGCCUAUCUAGCCACUCAAUCCACGGGCAACUUCACCAACCUAACUCCCCUCCUCUCCCCAAACUUCACCUACAUCGAGAACAACAAAGCCAUCGCCCACCAGUCCGGCAUCCUACACAAAGCCCUUAAACUCGACCACAACCGCACCAACUACGACCUCGUGCAAUGCGCCACGUACACCGAACUCGUCAGCGCCUCGGGGCCCUACGUGAUCGGAACCCAAAUCUUCCUCGACACCACCUCAGGCCAGAUCCGCAGCGUCGACUCGAUCGUCACGACGACCAACGCCUGGCUCUUCAACGCCACCAAGACCCUCUCCUACAUCCGCUCCGAAUCCUGGCCCGAGAUCCCCGUCUCCAAGCGCGACAAGCGCGAGGUCAUCCAGGCCGCCGGCGACGCCUACAUGGACAUGUGGUCGAACGCGACCGCGCACCUCGCCGUGCCGUGGGGCACGCCGUGCGUGCGUCUCGAAGGGUCUGCGUACACGGGGAAGGGGCAGCCGGAUGAUAGUUGCACGCCGGGGAUCCCGAGUAAUCACAACCAGAAGCCGAAUACGAGGCGGAGGUAUGUGAUUGAUGAGGCGAUGGGGAGUGUGAGUAUCUUUUGCGUCUGGGAGCAUAUGAUGGAUGCGGCGGAUAGUCAUGAGUUUAGGCUUGAGGGCGGGAAGUUGAGGUUCGUUCAUACGAUGACGGAGUGUGGGGGGAAGGUUUAUUGUUCGGGCAUAUCUCUGUAA
Molecule: messenger RNA, 858 nt
Organism: Aaosphaeria arxii CBS 175.79
Lineage: Eukaryota; Fungi; Ascomycota; Dothideomycetes; Pleosporales
Exons: 2
Coding region: 1-858 (285 amino acids)
Source: RefSeq, a predicted model, not a curated record